AUGCUGCCGCUGCUGCAGAUCCUCCUCCUCCCCUGCUGCUUCUCUGCGGGAAGGGGCAGCGGCCUCCUGGGUGAAGGCCUGUGGCUGCUGAAGACGGAGUUUGCAUUUCGCCUCUACCAGACCGUGGCAGCGGGAAGAAACGGAACAAACCUUGUCAUCUCUCCAGCCGGCGUGUCUCUUCCCCUGGAGAUCCUGCAGUUCGGAGCCCAGGGGAACACUGACAGGCAGCUAGCUGGUGCCCUGGGGUACACCGUGUAUGACCCGAAGGUGAGAGAAUUCCUGCAUGCUGUUUACUCUGUGCUGCACAAUUCCAGUCAAGACACCGGGAUGGAGCUGACCUGCACCGUUUUUGUGCAAGUGGGGACGCGGCUGUCUCCUUGCUUUGUGGAGCAGAUCUCCUGGUGGGCCAACAGCAGUCUGCAGCCAGUGGAUCUCAGAGAACCCAACAGCACGGCCGGCAGGGCUUCCGAAGACACGUCCAGCCAGAGCACAGGUGAGGGUCCAGGUCGUCUUCCAUGGGAGCAGGUCAGCACGAUGUCUGCUCAACUGGCUCUUGUGAGUACCAUGACCUUCCAAAGCACUUGGCAGAGGAGAUUCUCCUCCGUGGACUCGCAGCUCCUGCCUUUCACCUGUGCCCAUGGCCUUGUCCUCCAGGUGCCUAUGAUGCAUCAAAUGGCCGAGGUCAACUAUGGCCAGUUCCGAGAUGCUGCAGGCCAUGAGGUGGGAGUGCUGGAGUUGGCAUACCUAGGGAGAAUGGCCAGUCUCUUCCUCGUGCUGCCUCGGGACAAAGACACACCUCUGGGCCACAUUGAGCCACACCUCACGGCCAGAGCCAUCCACCUCUGGACCACAAGGCUGAGGAGAGCCAGGAUGGAUGUGUUCCUUCCCAGAUUUAGAAUCCAGAAUCAGUUCAACUUAAAAAGCAUUUUAAGUUCUUGGGGUGUCACCGAUCCUUUUGAUCCACUCAAAGCUAAUUUGAAAGGAAUUUCAGGCCAAGAUAGCUUCUAUGUUUCCGAAGCAAUCCACAAGGCCAAGAUGGAGAUUUCAGAGGAAGGCACUAAGGCAUCUGCAGCCACAGCUCUCUUGUUACUGAAAAGGUCUCGGACUCCUGUGUUUAAAGCAGAUCGCCCGUUCAUUUUCUUCUUGAGAGAACCUAACACAGGUGUUGUCAUCAGCAUUGGGAGAGUUUCAAACCCUCUUGACUAAAACAGCAGAUCUCAAGAAGGUUCUCUACGUUCGUGUAUGCUUUCCUUCGUAACUAUUCAAAUUACUAUGGUCUUGCAUUUUUUUUAAUGCAAAUAAAAUGUAAAAAGGAUAUGUGAUUUCCAAAUAGUAUGAAC
This is a messenger RNA of Jaculus jaculus (lesser Egyptian jerboa), 1340 nucleotides long. RefSeq names its product serpin family E member 3 (gene Serpine3). The record is from RefSeq and is a predicted model, not a curated record. The transcript has 8 exons. The coding region runs from base 1 to 1206 and encodes 401 amino acids. Gene Ontology annotation, biological process: negative regulation of endopeptidase activity. Gene Ontology annotation, molecular function: serine-type endopeptidase inhibitor activity. Lineage: Eukaryota; Metazoa; Chordata; Mammalia; Rodentia; Dipodidae.